GCCCUUUUGACAUGUUGCUCUAGAAUUGAUUGUUUACUUAGGUUUGUUUUUAAUUGCAAUCCAUCUCAAUAAUGACUAAAGAGAAGCGUAAAAUCGACGAUGAAGUGGGCAGACAAGCAAUGGGAAGGAAAUUUGCUGCUGGAAGCAACGAUCCGAGCGGACCAAUCAUCCGUAAAGGAACAUUGAUGUCGUUUAUCAAUAGGAAGUUUAUCGAAAUUCCCAACAAGGAUGCAUUUGGUCGUUGUCGAUAUGUUUCAGUGUUCCAAAAAUGCAACCGAGUUGGUGAAGGAACAUACGGGAUAGUGUUUCGCGCUAAAGAUACACAAACCAAUGAAAUAGUUGCCCUUAAGAAGGUCAGGAUUGACCAGGAAAUCUUCAAGGAUGGAUUUCCUAUCAGCGGCUUGAGGGAGAUACAAAUUUUGAAAAACUGCGAUCACGACAAUAUCGUGAAGCUAAAGGAGGUAGUCGUCGGAAACAGUAUGGAAAGCAUUUUCCUAGUCAUGGAGUUUUGUGAACAAGAUCUUGCUUCUCUGUUGGACAACAUGGAAAAACCAUUUUCGGAGUCGCAAGUGAAAUGCAUUGUAAUUCAACUGCUCAAAGGAUUGAAGUAUCUUCACGCCAAUUUCAUCAUUCAUCGCGACCUCAAAGUAUCAAAUUUGCUUCUAACAGACAAAGGAUGUCUGAAAAUAGCAGAUUUCGGGUUGGCGCGCUACAUAACAGAUUCUGACAAACCAAUGACUCCCGGAUUGGUUACUCUGUGGUAUCGCUCUCCGGAAUUAUUGUUCGGGUCCAAAGUGCAAACAACCGCUGUCGACAUGUGGGCCACCGGUUGUAUCCUUGGCGAACUGUUGGCCCACAAACCUUUGAUGCCUGGGGUGAGCGAAAUUUCUCAAAUCGAACUCAUCAUAGAUUUGUUGGGAACUCCGUCGGAAUUGAUAUGGCCCGAUUUUCCGUCCUUGCCAGCUAUCCAAAAUUUCACCCUGAAGGCACAGCCGUAUAAUAACUUGAAGCCAAAAUUCCCUUGGCUUUCUUCGGCCGGCUUGCGAUUGCUCAACUUUCUGUUUAUGUACGAUCCGAACAAGCGAGCCACUGCGGAAGAGUGUCUACAGAGCAGUUACUUUAAGGAAGCCCCGCUACCCGCUGCUCCUAAACUGAUGCCAACUUUUCCGCAUCAUCGGGAUUUGAAAAAUUCUGUGAAGGAAACUUCCGAUACGCAGCCAUCAUCCAGCUCAAAAACAACGUUCGAGCAAAAUGCAUUGCCAACCAUAUCCGAUUUGCUUGGGUCACUAGUCAAGAAAAGGCGAAUUGAAUAAAUUAUUGUAAAACCA
This is a messenger RNA of Toxorhynchites rutilus septentrionalis, 1328 nucleotides long. RefSeq names its product cyclin-dependent kinase 10 (gene Cdc10). Gene Ontology annotation, molecular function: cyclin-dependent protein serine/threonine kinase activity; ATP binding. Gene Ontology annotation, cellular component: nucleus. The transcript is spliced from 4 exons. Bases 72 to 1313 code for a protein of 413 amino acids. Lineage: Eukaryota; Metazoa; Arthropoda; Insecta; Diptera; Culicidae. Gene Ontology annotation, biological process: protein phosphorylation; regulation of mitotic cell cycle. The record is from RefSeq and is a predicted model, not a curated record.